AUGACUUCAUUAUCGGAACAAUUUUCAACAUCAAUAAUAUUUAACGACCAACAGCGUGAUCUCAUUCAUCAUGUUGCAUUCGAUUUUCAUGGACGACGAAUUGCUACAUCAUCUAGCGAUAUGAUGGUUUGUGUAUGGAAUUUAUCACCAAAUGGUAGUUGGAUUAAAUCUGCUUCAUGGAAGAGUCAUGGUGGACCUGUUUGGAAAGUUAUUUGGGCACAUCCUGAAUUUGGACAAAUUUUGGCUACAUGUUCAUUUGAUCGAAGUGUAACAAUAUGGGAGGAAACAGUACGUCAACCGGUUAAGACAAUAACGAAAAAUGGCGUUCACAGUGGCCAAAAACAACAACAAGCACGUUGGAAACGUUGUUGUCAACUUGUUGAUAGUCGUCAUAACGUUACUGAUAUUAAGUUUGCUCCAAGACAUCUUGGAUUAAUGCUUGCAACUGUAUCUUCUCAGGGAAUAUUACGAGUAUACGAAGCUCCAGACAUUAUGAACUUAUCGAUGUGGAGUCUGAACCAGGAUAUAGUGGUUUUUCGAUAUCGGUGCAGUUGUCUGUCAUGGAGUACACAUCGUCUUACAAAACCGCUUAUUGCUAUUGGAUCGGAUGAUGCACAUACAACUGGAAAACGAGUGGUCGUUUAUGAAUAUUACGACAAUCUUCGAAAGUGGCAACUAUUGAAUACUCCAUCCUUAAAAGUAACUGAGCCAGUAACUGAUAUUGCUUUUGCACCACCUGCUGGACGAUCAUAUCAUUUGCUUGCUGUUGGUUCUAAAGAUAUUUGCAUCUUCAAAUUGAGUGAAACCGGGAAAACCACUGGUUUUAAUGUUGAUUUGGUUGAACGAGGUGGACCAACUGAGUAUGAGAUAACACAGUUGGAAGCACUUGAAAAUCCUUCUCAUUCACCUGUUCAGAUUUGGCGGUUGUCAUGGAACAUAACUGGAACAAUCCUAACAACUGGAAGCUCAGACGGAUAUAUACGGUUAUGGAAAGAAAAUUUAUUGAAAAAAUGGACUCUUGUCGCAACGGUAAAGUCAACAGAAGACUGUAAACCAUCUGAUGAUGAUCCGAGAGCUACAACAUCAAUAAGUUCCCUUACCAGAGAAAAUCAUGUAUAUUAUUGA
Brugia malayi is the source of this 1125-nucleotide messenger RNA. It is a transcript of the gene Bma-npp-18, whose product is annotated as Phosphoglucomutase/phosphomannomutase, alpha/beta/alpha domain I family protein. The record is from RefSeq and is a predicted model, not a curated record. Lineage: Eukaryota; Metazoa; Nematoda; Chromadorea; Rhabditida; Onchocercidae. Gene Ontology annotation, cellular component: nuclear pore outer ring; Seh1-associated complex. Gene Ontology annotation, molecular function: protein binding; structural molecule activity. Gene Ontology annotation, biological process: positive regulation of TORC1 signaling; cellular response to amino acid starvation. The transcript is spliced from 7 exons. Bases 1 to 1125 code for a protein of 374 amino acids.